Serendipita indica DSM 11827 is the source of this 1896-nucleotide messenger RNA. The record is from the annotation of a GenBank genome assembly. NCBI's taxonomy places the organism in Eukaryota, Fungi, Basidiomycota, Agaricomycetes, Sebacinales, Serendipitaceae.
AUGUUUAACGGUCUUAUCCACUAUCUCCUCUUGACUUUUCUCUUCGCGUUCGUGGGAGCGGACAGAAUAGACGAUACCUCCGACUCAAUUACUUAUUCGAACUCGCCCUCAUGGAGAACGUGUAAUGCCGGACAACCUGGAGUUGUUGUCGAAUGGCCCGGAAAUAAUGAAGGGGCUUCGGAUGGGUCCUGGCACGAAUCGCUCUCCUACGGAUCAUGGUUCCAAACAACGUUUACGGGUACUAGUGUUAGCAUUGUCGGCAUUGUGCGCAAAAAAGGCGGCAAUACUCGUCUCAGCGUAUCCAUAGACGGUGGGACACCCGUCUUCGCGGAUUUCGACGUCUCGGAUCAGAUCAACCAGGUCCAAACGGCAGAGGACCUACAAUACGGCUACACAAUUUUCUCCCAAUCAGGGCUGAGUCCCACCCAGCAUACCAUCCGGGCGACUGUCUUGUAUCAGGCGGCCAUCUUUGCACUGGACUAUAUCGAGUUCACACCAGCGCAGGCCUCAUCUUCUAGUGGUAGUAGCCCAUCGACGCCAGCAAGCUCGUCAAAUUCGGGCUCGAGUGUCUCGACAAGUGGAACGAGCGGGUCUACUUCUGGGAGCGUAUCUACAACGAGGUCCAUUAUCACAACUACGGUCUCUGGCUCAUUGAUCACGCUGGAGCCUACAAUCUCCGCGGGGGUUGAUGGGGCGUCAGACGGCCCAACAAUCUUGCCUUCGGACUCGAGGAUUGCUUACUCUUCCGGAGACAUUUGGACAACGAACACAACCUGCGAUAUGCCUAGCAAGUCGUCGUCCGCCCAAGGAGCCUCGUUUACAUUCUCCUUUAUUGGCACGGAUAUAUGGGUGUACACUUCAGCUAAUGCUCGUGGAGGCAAAUACUCCGUGUCGAUUGAUGGGAAUGACAGAGGGGAGUACGAUACAUAUCUCGCGUCCUCGUCAACAAGUUGUAAAGUCGAGACUUCCUUCAAAGUGUCUGGACUAGGUCCUUCAAAUCAUACCCUCGUCGUUACGAAUAGGGGUCAAACAUCCGGUGGACAGGGCACACUCGAUUUCCUCGGCCUGCGGUUGGCCUCGUCUGCUAAUGUAGGAGGCCAAUCUACAAGUAAACCAAAUACACCGAGUAUUGUAGGCGGCGUAAUCGGUGGAAUCGCAGCACUCAUCUUGGUUGGCUUCGCUAUAUUUUUCUGUCUCCGCAGACAACGCAGUCGGGAACGAGAACAAGAACAUCAGGAUCAACAAGAACAUCAAGUUGCAGAAAUACCGAGUUUUCCUUCAGCCAGCCACGAAAAGCGGUGGCUUGCAAUGGGGAUGAGCAGCCAACAUCUCCUCUCUGCCGAGGGAAGCGGUGCGGGAAAUACAUCGUCUGAAGUCUCAUCUUCGUCACAUCGCUCGCCUUUUGUCAUUCCGACCCCGCAAUCCAUCACCAGCUCAGGCUUGAGCCGCGAGCAGUCCUUCACGACCCCACAGUCAUCCGAGACGGCUGUGCAACCCGGUGUGGGAGCAGGACAGGCGCUCCAUUCGCCUCCACCGUCGUUUAGAACACGACCACUUACACCACCGCCUGCGCAGUUUCGACCAGUGCUCGGGGGGACAGAAGAGGAAGGAUGGGCAGCGGACAACUUUUAUGCAUCGUCUCUUCCGCCACAAAAUGUGGACGUACAAACUUCGACACUUCCUCCGUAUGCCGAAGAUGUGCUCUCCAGACCCGACGCGAGGAAUCUUUCGGAGAAUGAUGUCGACGCGAUUGCGAGACGCUUGGCAGAGGUGAUGAGAGCUCAAAGGGAGGCACGGGGUGGUCCCGGUCUUUUGCGAGAGGGUAUGAUUCCUCCACGGGAGCUUAUCGACGAGUUGGUCGAGCAGCAUCUUGAAGCGCGAGAACACGGGCAAUGA